Molecule: messenger RNA, 1053 nt
Organism: Didymodactylos carnosus
Lineage: Eukaryota; Metazoa; Rotifera; Eurotatoria; Philodinida; Philodinidae
Source: the annotation of a GenBank genome assembly
AUGCAUGUUUAUGAACUAGCCGGUAAACCAUGUCCAGUUUACACUAAUCCAGCCGAUCAUUUACUCGAUGUUAUAACACCGCCAAAAAACAGUGGUGAAGCAACUGCCGAAGAACGGGAAUUAGAUGCUAAAAUACUAGAAGAACAAGAACCGGUCCACAUUGAUUUGAAUCUCGGCGUUAAUAAACGUUUACAGGCAGUUCCAAUUCCGCCUGGUCAGCCAUGGUUAAAACAAGUUCAAGUUUUGUUACGACGAACAUUCAAAGAGCAAUAUAGAAAACGAAAUAUUUUAAUUGCAUCAAUUGUUCAAGCAAUUAUCAUGGCCAUUCUCAUUGGUACGGCAUUUAUACACAUUGGUACCGGACAGAAAAGUAUCGUUCGACGUGAGCCCGUUAUCUUCUUUUGCGUCAUUAAUCAGGGAAUAUUCGGAGCGCUAACCGUUAUCAAUACGUUUCCUGUUGAACGAGCAUUGACACUUCGUGAACGUGCAUCAGGUUCGUACAAAGCAUCUGCCUAUUUCAUUGCGAAAAUUAUUGUCGAGACAUUAGUUCUAAUUCCCAUACCAAUUUUUUUCUCGUGUAUCGUUUACUUUCUCGUUGGAUUACAACCGCAUGUGGGAAAGUUCUUCUUGUUCAUGUUUUUUAUGUUUUUGUCUAUUCUGUCAGCAACUUCGCUAGCUCUAAUGGUAUCAGCUUUAUGUCGAACUGCUGAUUUAAGCGUUGCUGUAUUACCUCUUGCACUCGAAAUUACUCGUCUAUUUGGUGGUUACUUUUUGGCACCAGCUAAUUUGCCAAAAUAUUUUGCGUGGUUAGACGCGUUGAGUUCGGUGAAAUAUGCGUACGUUGGAACUAGUAUUAAUGAACAAUCUGGUCUGACUUUGACUUGCACAGCGGCAGAAAAAGUAAAUGGUACAUGUAUUACAAGUGGAGAAUAUUUUAUUCACCAAUACGGAUUUAAUUAUAUUCCUAUUGGAGGAUGUAUUGGAGCUCUUUUUGCCUAUAUUAUAUUUUGUCGAAGUGUCGCUUUUCUCGGUGUCAGGUUUCUUAAAUCCUAA